Molecule: messenger RNA, 2613 nt
Organism: Hemibagrus wyckioides
Lineage: Eukaryota; Metazoa; Chordata; Actinopteri; Siluriformes; Bagridae
Product: kelch-like protein 26
Exons: 3
Coding region: 1504-2517 (337 amino acids)
Molecular function (GO): protein binding
Source: RefSeq, a predicted model, not a curated record
CCUAAACUAUGGAGCUGCUAAAAAUGCAAAAUCACCUCCAGUACAGUAAGUAAUUAUUGUAUGUAACCCUCCCAUUAUCCUUAGAGUUCAUUUGACCCCAUUUAAUGUUCAAUGUCUCUUAAUACACUGUGUGCAAAAGUAUUGGGACACCCCCAUCCAAAUCAUUGAAAUCAGGUGGUGGUGUUUUUUUUUUUUUUUUUCUUCAGUGGUUGGGCUAUGUUUUAAUUAAAAAGCUAUUUAAGUAGUCAACAAAGAAACAUAAAUUACCUGACAAAAAAUAACCUGGGUAAAAUUCUAUUCUGGAGGUUUCAAUUGCUGGAGUCAAAUUGACCCCAAGGGCAGAACAUGUUUGUAAAUUUGACGAUAACAGGAAGGUUGCUUUUUAAACCUAUUUUUUCCAGUUUUUGCUCUCCAGUGCUUCAGACAGUUGUUGUUCUUUUGGCUGCUCCCUGUUCAGGGUGACCACAGCGGAUCAUUUGGUCCGCAUGUUUCAAUUUGACACAGGUUUUAUGCCGGAUGUCCUUCCUGAUGCAACCCUCCCAUUUAAUCCGGGUUUGGGACCGGCACUGAGAGUUAACUCUGCAGUGGAAUCAAACCCGGGCCACGGCAAUGAGAGCUUGGGAUCCUUCCACUGGACCGCCAGUGCUUUAGACAGUAAUAUGUACAUACACAUACAAUACACUACAGUAUAGAAGUAUGUUUGAGAUUUAGUCAGCAGUAACUGUAGGGAUGACCUUAAGCAAUUUUCCAGGGACACUGUGCCGUUAUAUUUCAGAACAGUGUAGCGGUAGUUAAAAAAAUGUAGUAAUUCAAUUUAAAUCAACGGAAAAGAAAAAUACAUGUUUAUAGAUCUAUGAGAUUAUAAUGUAAAGGUUACAUGUAGAUGCAUGUAAAUUUAUGAGGUAGGUGGUAAAGUACACUGUGGCUGUUUGAGAUGGAGGAAUAUUCCUUAGUUUGGAGCAGCUGCAUUAAAAGCAGUAUUUCCUGAGAUGCGCAGCUGAGAAGAACGCACAGAAAGCCUCUGAAGAUUAGAGAGUGUGUGCAGGUGAAGAUAGAAGAAGAUUUCAGUGCCUCAAAGACUUUGAGUAUCUUUCCUAUCAUUGUUCAGGGGCUUUUGUUUGUUGGUUUGUUUCUCCAACAUGGCUGUGUCUAGUCCUGUUUCAGUCUAGUGCUAUGGGCAAUGAGCUUCCUAAAAUAGCUCUGCUCCUCCUGCUUUAGCUCAAUAACACACACAGUACACUUCAGACGGAGCUGUGUAAUAGAAAGAAAGCUUUUAAACAAACAAGGCUAAUUUAAAAGAGAAGCCAAAGGAUCGACUGACCUUCAAACCAGAGACUGAAUAAGACAGUCUGGGUUUAUUGUGAUAGCAAUGCUUAGGCUUCAUUGGAGUCUGCCAGGUACUGUGAGUCUUCUGAUGAUCACUUAAAAUGCUGCUUUUUGUUCAUUAUUUGGACUAAAAGUUGAAGCAUUCUGAUCAAUCUGCUCUGGACUGAGUCUAGAAGUAUGGAUGCUCUCUUGGAGAUCUUCUCGGCACUAUUCCUCCGUCUGUUCUGGUGGAUAAAAUACGGUUUUGAUUAUAUUCUAAGACAUUUUUGGUUCAAGUGUGAUUUAACAUGGCUAAUGAAGAGUCAUAAUAAUGUUGCUAAAAUAAGGAGUACACCUGAUGGCAGCCCAACAGACACAUGGAAAAUGGACCAGGAAGCGAGGACAUAUCGUUACCAUGGGAACGGACCCAUGUUUACCAUCCAGACCAGCAAAUACCUUUUCUAUGUUGACGUUGAGCGGCUGGCAGACUGCAGCGAGUACUUCAGGGCUCUGUACAACUCCUGCAUGAGAGAAAGUACAGAGCAUCUAGUGAACCUGUCCCACGUGCCCUCCAGAGUGUUCCACAACCUCCUGGAGUUUUGCUUCCUACAAAGAUUCUGCGUGCCCAAUUAUCUUCUAGAGGAGCAUUUACGUGUUAGCACGUAUCUGUUAGUUCCUGGAUUCACUCGUUGCCUGCUGUCAUCUCUGUCUGAAAUCCUCACAGAGCAAACGUUCAUGCAUUACCUGCAGCUAGCUGAGGAGAUCAGCAGUUUUGAGCUCCAUGAAACUGUGUUGACAUACCUGAGCACAAACCUUCUAGAGCUUCCUCACUUGAGCAGGAGCCUGGAUCUCCACCUACAGCAGGAGAUCCUUCAGAUCCGCUCAAAGGGCUCACCUCAUCUGUGCUGCCUGAGGAAAGAGAAUCUGAUUUCACGAAACAUCCAGGAAACAGACUCCGCAAGGAGGCUCUUCAGGCUGGAUGAGGAUGAUGGGAAAUGGAGUACUGUUACAGAUUUGCCGUUUAGUGCAGAUAAGUGGUGCUUCACCACAGCAGUCCUGUUUAACUACCUCUAUCUCAUUGGUGGGUUCCGGCAACACAUGAAGAGGGGAUAUGAAUUCAAGAUGGCCUCCUUUCGAUAUAAUCCUUUAACAAAUAAAUGGGUAUCCACGGCCCCUCUUAUCAAGGCGCCACUUCAGUGCAGUGGUGUGUGAGGGGCAUAUCUACGCUGUAGGAGGCUGGUACCUGGACUCCCUGGUGACUCCUGACUCCAGCACAGGAGUGUAUACAGCAGUAGAGCGAUAUGACCC